AUGAGCUCUUCGUAUUAUGUGAAUGCGCUUUUUAGCAAAUAUACGGCGGGGGCUUCUCUUUUCCAAAAUGCAGAGCCUACUUCUUGCUCCUUUGCAAGCAACUCCCAGAGAAGCGGCUAUGGACCAGGCGCGGGUGCCUUCGCCUCCUCCAUGCCCGGCUUGUACAAUGUGAACAGUACCAUAUAUCAAAGCCCGUUCUCUUCCGGAUACAGCCUGGGCUCUGAUGCCUACAACCUGCAUUGUUCCUCUUUUGAUCAGAACAUUCCCGUCCUCUGCAAUGAGCUAACCAAACCCAGCUGUGAGAAAGCGGAGGAAAGCAACCUGCACAACCAGGCUGAGCCUAAUUUCCGGAUAUACCCCUGGAUGAGGUCUUCAGGUCCAGAUAGGAAGCGAGGGCGCCAGACCUACACCCGCUACCAGACCCUGGAGCUGGAGAAGGAAUUCCACUUCAAUCGUUAUCUGACUCGGCGGCGGAGGAUAGAGAUCGCCCAUGCCCUCUGCCUGACGGAGAGGCAGAUCAAAAUCUGGUUCCAAAACCGGAGGAUGAAGUGGAAGAAGGAGCACAAGGAAGAGAGCUCCAGCACCCCGGCUCCCAACGAGCCCACGUCAGCAGCAGCCUCUGUCGAGAAAGUGGAAGAAGACGAAGAGGAGGAGGACUAA
Messenger RNA from Gavia stellata (red-throated loon), 660 nucleotides. RefSeq names its product homeobox A7 (gene HOXA7). Gene Ontology annotation, cellular component: nucleus. Gene Ontology annotation, molecular function: DNA-binding transcription factor activity, RNA polymerase II-specific; RNA polymerase II cis-regulatory region sequence-specific DNA binding. Lineage: Eukaryota; Metazoa; Chordata; Aves; Gaviiformes; Gaviidae. Gene Ontology annotation, biological process: regulation of transcription by RNA polymerase II; anterior/posterior pattern specification. The coding region runs from base 1 to 660 and encodes 219 amino acids. The record is from RefSeq and is a predicted model, not a curated record. The transcript is spliced from 2 exons.